Molecule: messenger RNA, 231 nt
Organism: Amoebophrya sp. A25
Lineage: Eukaryota; Dinophyceae; Syndiniales; Amoebophryaceae
Source: the annotation of a GenBank genome assembly
AUUUCCGCAGACGGAGUGGGUGUUGCUGUCGGGAAUUAUGGUGUUGCCACAUCAACAGAGGACAAAGGAGCAACGAACGAAAGUUCCCGAAAGAGCAGUGUGGAGCAGUCCAGGUCUGCGUCGAACUCCCAGAGUCUACGACAGCAUGCGCCAGGCGGUCCGCGUAAUCGAACUUUUUCUUCAACGUCGUCCAUAACGAACGUUAGCACGCGAAGGAUGAUGAACAGGAGG